UGGGAAGAUGGAUGGAGAGAUGGAGGGAGAGAAGAAUAGAUGGAUGGAUGGAAAAAUGGAUGGGAAGAUGGAUGGAGAGAUGGAGAGAAGGAUAGAUGGAUGAAUGAAUAGACAGACAAAAAACAGAAACCUAGACUUUAUUGUCUUUAGAUUGAACCAUAUGAAAUUACUAUUUUUGGCCAGGUGCAGUGGCUCAUGCCUGUAAUCCUAGCACUUUGGGAGGUUGUGAGGUCAGGAGUUCGAGACCAGCCUGGCCAACAUGGUGAAACACCGUCUCUACUAAAAAUACAAAAAUUAGCUGGGCGUGGUUGCUUGUACCUGUAAUCCCAGCUACUUGGGAGGCUGAGGCAGGAGAAUCACUAGAACCCGGGAGGCUGCGGUUGCAGUGAGCCACGAUGGUACCACUGCACUCCAGCCUGGAUGACAGAGCAAGACUCCAUCUCAUAAAAAAAGAAAAGAAAGAAAUUACUAUUUUUGUUUUAAAAAUUACCAAGUGCUUAAUUUUAUGCAGGUUGAAAUAUUUUGGGGGGAAGGAUACUGAUGUCUACAGUUAACUUUGAAAUGCAUCAAAAAUAGGAUGUGAUAAAGCACAUGUGGUAAUCAUGUUAAUGGUAGAGGCUAGUAGUGGGUAUACAGGAAUUUACCGUAAAAUUCUUUCGGCUUUGCUGUGCAUUGGAAAGUUUCAUAAAAAAUCAUGGGAAAUGGUCUAGGCGCCGUGGCUCAUUGGUGAAUAUUGUCAAUUUCAUGUGGUUCCCCUCAAUUUAUGUUUUAUUUAGCCAAAAAGAUCCUUCCAGGUUCCCAAUCUGUAGCAUCAACAGAUCUGAUUUGUGGAGUCCCCUUUGGCCCUUGUUCUGCCCCGAUUUGGGGGCUGGGGGCUGGGGGCUGACGUUUCUCCCUCUCAAAGUUCAGGUUGAAUUGCCCUAACGUGCUGAUUACUGCACCGAGGAUGCCGGUAUCUGGCUUGCAAUAAUUAUAGAUUUCCUCUGCGAUUUGAUCCCAUUGGUUGCCUCGGCAACGGCGUAAUAGCUCAACCGAAGCUCUGUCACGGUGAUUUAGAACCAGUGUGUCUCUCCUGCAGCCUCCAUUCUGGGUGCCUCCACCCCCUUGCCGUCGUCAUGGUAACUGAUGAGCAGCAUGUGACCGAAAGCUCUCUGCCCCCCAACCCCGUACCCCCUCCCCAUCUUGUGAUCACCCUCAUUACCUCUUCUAGGCCCCCUGAGGACCUGCGUUGACCCAGCAUGGGCUACAGUGGGGGAGUUGGGUAAUUGCUCCCGUUGCAUCCUGUUUCUGUCUGAAAACCCUUGUCUUUCUGAAUCCGUCUUUCAGUCUCUCAUGUUCUGUCUCUCCCCUCCUCCUUCACCUUCCCUCCAUCCCUCUCCCUUGCGCACUUGCCGGGUACCAGCUGAGUGCAUCCUUUUCCCAAACCUGCUCUGCUUCCAAGGGGCCCUUUCCUGUCUCCUCCACCUGUCCCUAUGUUUUGGGGACUGCCUGGAAAUCCGGGACACCCUCCUGAGGAGGGAGCUGGUGCCCAACGGCACCUCUUAGGAUGAACCCAGCCAGCUGCGUUCCUGGCCUCUGCAGAAUGGCAUACAGAAGGCAUUUUAAGCAAGCGAGCUGAGCUCGCCGCAGGACUCCGACUACCAGGCACCGGUGGCAGCACGCAAAGGGCGUCCCUGUCCCUCAAGGGGUCAUGGCCUCCAUGUUGCUCGCCCAGCGCCUGGCCUGCAGCUUCCAGCACAGCUACCGCCUGCUGGUGCCUGGAUCCAGACACAUUAGUCAAGCCGCAGCCAAAGUCGACGUUGAAUUUGAUUAUGAUGGGCCUCUGAUGAAGACGGAAGUCCCAGGGCCUAGAUCUCGGGAGUUAAUGAAACAGCUGAAUAUAAUUCAGAAUGCAGAGGCUGUGCAUUUUUUCUGCAAUUACGAAGAGAGCCGAGGCAAUUACCUGGUUGAUGUGGACGGCAACCGAAUGCUGGAUCUUUAUUCCCAGAUCUCCUCUGUCCCCAUAGGUUACAGCCACCCCGCCCUGCUGAAACUCAUCCAACAGCCUCAAAAUGCGAGCAUGUUUGUCAACAGACCCGCCCUCGGAAUCCUGCCUCCGGAGAACUUUGUGGAGAAGCUCCGGGAGUCCUUGCUCUCGGUGGCUCCCAAAGGGAUGUCCCAGCUCAUCACCAUGGCCUGCGGCUCCUGCUCCAAUGAAAACGCCUUCAAGACUGUCUUCAUGUGGUACCGGAGCAAGGAAAGAGGGCAGAGGGGCUUCUCCCAGGAGGAGCUGGAGACGUGCAUGAUUAACCAGGCCCCUGGCUGCCCCGACUACAGCAUCCUCUCCUUCAUGGGCGCGUUCCAUGGGAGGACCAUGGGUUGCUUAGCGACCACGCACUCUAAAGCCAUUCACAAGAUCGACAUCCCUUCCUUUGACUGGCCCAUCGCACCGUUCCCACGGCUGAAAUACCCUCUGGAAGAGUUUGUGAAAGAGAACCAACAGGAGGAGGCCCGCUGUCUGGAAGAGGUGGAGGAUCUGAUUGUGAAAUAUCGGAAAAAGAAGAAGACGGUGGCCGGGAUCAUCGUGGAGCCCAUCCAGUCUGAGGGUGGAGACAACCACGCAUCCGAUGACUUCUUUCGGAAGCUGAGAGACAUCGCCAGGAAGCAUGGCUGCGCCUUCUUGGUGGACGAGGUCCAGACCGGAGGAGGCUGCACGGGCAAGUUCUGGGCCCAUGAGCACUGGGGCCUGGAUGACCCAGCAGACGUGAUGACCUUCAGCAAGAAGAUGAUGACUGGGGGCUUCUUCCACAAGGAGGAGUUCAGGCCUAAUGCUCCCUACCGGAUCUUCAACACCUGGCUGGGGGACCCGUCCAAGAACCUGUUGCUGGCUGAGGUCAUCAACAUCAUCAAGCGGGAGGACCUGCUAAAUAAUGCAGCCCAUGCCGGGAAGGCCCUGCUCACAGGACUGCUGGACCUCCAGGCCCGGUACCCCCAGUUCAUCAGCAGGGUGAGAGGACGAGGCACCUUUUGCUCCUUUGAUACUCCCGAUGAUUCCAUACGGAAUAAGCUCAUUUUAAUUGCCAGAAACAAAGGUGUGGUGUUGGGUGGCUGUGGUGACAAAUCCAUUCGUUUCCGUCCCACGCUGGUCUUCAGGGAUCACCACGCUCACCUGUUCCUCAAUAUUUUCAGUGACAUCUUAGCAGACUUCAAGUAAAGAAGCCAUUUCCACUACAGUGAGAAAGCCCUGAUCCCAACAGUUGUCAAAUUGAUUAGUUUGCCUAAUUCAUGUUUUCACUUAAAAGUAUCAGAGGUGAAUGCACAGUGAAGGGUGAUUUGUGGGGAGGGAACAUUUUUGGUGGUCUUGGGGGAGGGGAGGGGAGGGAAGGGCUGGUGUUGAUUUUCCUCCCUGCAGAACCAAUGGUGCACAUUGGUUUAAGCCCAGAGAUCCUGCUUGAUCCCUGGACUCAUCUUGGGAAGGGCCAUGGGAAGUUCUGGCUAGAGUUCUGCCCAACCUUGACCAACCCCAGCAAUUUUUCCAAAAGCCAGUCAAGGGCAUUACAUUUGUUCCUGGGACUGGCAGCUGGGCCUCCUGGGUGCCAGUCCAUCUCAAGUGCCAUAUUCUGUGAUCACGGAUGUUGGCUCCCCCUCGCCCUAUGCAAGCAAACACACUCUCACCUCCUCUCCCAGCCCCCCGGAGCUCUGAGCACGCCCCACGCAUGGUGCAGGAGGAACUGGACAGAUCUGAGGAAGGCCGUAAAAUGGGGACAGGAGGAUUCAGCUCAGGCGUAAGGGAAGAGGUCCUCUGGCCCCCUGAAGAUGAGAAUCACUCCUCUCAGUGCACCUGGGGAUCCCCCUAAACUGUGAAUUCUGCCCUGGACAGGGCUUUGCCCUUGGAGGAUCCCCAGGCAUCACCCGUGAUUCUUACUCGGCAUCCUCCAUUCCCCAAACUCCCUCCUCCCUGUUAAAUGUCAACCUAGACCUGGACCUUGGUGGGAGGAACCUGUAGCCUGAGUGUCCACAGGGACACACGUGAGCCCCAGGGCUAGAAGCACAGGCCCGUCACCCCAGGAGGAAAAGCCCAGGGUCUGGGGCAGCAGAGCCAUCGCAUCAUGUUUCCCAGGGCAACUUGAGGUCUGACUUUUGGCUCCCUCGCCCUCAGAGGCUCUUCCUCUCUUUUGCUCAUCCACCUUCACACCACUUCUGAGCAGACCCCCAGGAAUAGCUUGGCUGUUCCACCAGAGCAGAGGGAAUCAUUGCUGGACUGGAUUUAUUCUGGAGGGAAGCACCAUGAAUUAAAGGGGCCAGAGCUCCAUGCAUGGAAAAGUGGCCUGUUGGUUCAACGUGGUUUCCUUGUACUUGAUCCUCCUGAAAUGAGAGAUUUUCCUGAGAUGACUGAGUAUGGAGAUUACCAGGCAGAUGAUACCGAAAUGCUCAACGGGGCUGUGGCUGAGGCUGUAGCAUCUCUGCUGGAGGUGAGACACUCUGGGAACUGAUUUGACCUCGAAUGCUCCUAAAAGAGAACUUGAUAGCCUGACAGCAGAGAAGUAUUAUUUGGUGGGGAGUCUGAGAAAGCCUGGCUUGUAUUAUCUGUCCAAAAGGAAGCCUCUUCAUCUCCCGGUGCCUUGGUUGACUAUUUUGGAAAUAGGCAUAUCAAGGUUCCUGAUUCAGCACUUUGCUCUUUUAAUAACAAAUCGUCCAAAGAUCUCAAAGUAAGGGUUUUUUUUUUUUAGCUUCCACUCUUCCGCAGACUUGGUCAUCGACCUAUUUUUGUUGAGGAAUGAAAGGCAAUGACAAGUUUAACAUAUACAAAUUCGUGAAUUCUUGUUCAUUUUGCAUUCUUGCAGUCAGUGCUAAUCCGUCGUUCUUAAUCAGGAGUUCUGCCAGGUUUAAGGUCACCUGCACUCCCAGCCAAGUGGUGAUGUAUGCCUCCCACUCUCUGCAAGGUUUUCCUCAUUUUUAUAUUCAUUUAUUCAUCAUUCAUUCACCUAACUUUCAUUAAAUAGCUGCACCAUCCCAGGCCCUGUGCGGAGCAUCGGGAAUACAAAAAUGAGAUAAAACAUUGUCCCUGCCCCCGGGGUCUCACAUGCCACUGGAAACAACAGACUCUUAAACUAACAAUUCAAGCAGGCGCCAAGUGCUACGACAGAGGUGUGAAUAAAAGCAUCAGGAAAUCGGAUGGAGUACCACCAUUCACCCAAGGGUCAGAGGACGUUUCAAAGAAAAGGUGUCAUUGGAGCAGUGUUUUGCAGAAUGAGCCAGAGUCCACCAAGCAGACAAGGCAAGGAAGGGUGUUGCAGAGAGGGAACAGCAUAUGCAAAGGCCUAUCAGUUCAUGGCAUCACAUCUUUCACUGGGGAAGCCAGAUUCCACAGGCAGCAUCCCAAGCUUCAAUAAGGCCUUAUUUAACAAGCAAGCAAAAUGCAAACCAAACCAUUAUUCAUGUAUUGGGUUAAGUAUGCUUUCUCCUGAAAACUUUAGCAUUGGGUGCAAAUAUUCAGUAUGGUUCUCGGAGUCCAAAGGGUUUUAAGUCAGGGCACAACCAGAAAAUUGGCUCUCUUUGGUAGGGAGAGGGGCUCCAAUAUUUCGUUCUCUCCCCAUGGGGCACUGACAGAGAAAUGAAAUCGUUUUAUCUGGAAAAUUCCAGAGUUAUUAUUUACUCCUUACCAAGGAAAGUUACUUCUUGUAAAAACUUUUAAGCCAUUUAUCAACAAGGUCUUAUUGACUCAGGGCAUAAUGAGUUCCUGAGACAUCCUCUUUUGGGGGCUGGGGCUUUAGCUAGAAGAAUUUCAAGGAAAAGAAUUCUCAGCAGAGCUCAAGACUGUAGAAACUCAGCAGAAGCUGGUAAAAACAUGGGGAGCCCGGAGGACAGGCUGCUGUCCAGGGCAGAGGCCAUGAAGAAGUGCUUCCGUGGCCGACAGUCUGGAAAUGAAUCCAUCAUACAUUAGUGCCAUAGAGUUUAGUAACUGUCCAGCAAGUGUCGUCACUUUUACAGAAAACAAGGUCCAGUAAUAGCAAGUCUUAGUACAUCCUCACUUUUAUUAUAAAUGGGUGUUUUUUUAUAAUUUUUACUGACGCUCAGUAACCAUGCAAAAUUGUGUAUAGCAUUAAUGUAUCUACAUACCUAUACCUAUCUAUAUAUAAGCUCAUGGUAGAAAACCAUAGCUAAGUAGCAUCACAGACUUACGCGUACAAAGUGAUCUUGUUUACAAGUAAUCUGUUGACAGUGCCAAUAAAUGAUAAAAAAAUUAACAUGUCACAAUGUAACGGAUGACCAUAUGCACAAUUCCAUGAAUUAAAUCUGUUUCCUGUGUUAGUAUUCUUAAAUAAAAUUUAUAAUUGAAACAUGA
Gorilla gorilla gorilla (western lowland gorilla) is the source of this 6325-nucleotide messenger RNA. RefSeq names its product 4-aminobutyrate aminotransferase (gene ABAT). Gene Ontology annotation, cellular component: mitochondrion. The transcript is spliced from 17 exons. Lineage: Eukaryota; Metazoa; Chordata; Mammalia; Primates; Hominidae. Gene Ontology annotation, molecular function: 4-aminobutyrate:2-oxoglutarate transaminase activity; pyridoxal phosphate binding. Gene Ontology annotation, biological process: GABA catabolic process. The record is from RefSeq and is a predicted model, not a curated record. Bases 1691 to 3193 code for a protein of 500 amino acids.